AACUUGAAUUACCAAAUUACCCUUAUAUAACAAGACCAGACAGACCGACACCCCUCCCCCAACAAAAGCUCAAACAAGAUUCCAAUUUCUUUUGUCGGAGACGAAGCGUUUGGAGAGAGACAAAGCAAGCAAAAAGUAAACGAAGAGAAAAAUGAUACCUCAGCAAUGGGCUUCCCCAUGUGGAAAUCAGUGCACUCACAAAUACGCUACUCUCAUGCAAAUUCCUUGGAGAGUGUUUUGCAAAAAAGGGUGUGAUGCGGAUGGAGAGACAUGGGAAGAAUGUUUGUCAGAGUGCAAUGAGAUAUGCUAUAAGGAUCCUGUAUUAAAGGACCAGCAAUGGAGUGCUUACAUUGAUCGUUCUCCUGGAGCUGCCAAUUACUCUGAGGAAUGCUUCUAUGCUUGUGUGGCUGGCUGCGGUUAUAAGUUCGAAAGUUGUAGACAGAAAGUCGAUCAAGUCAGACCUAACAGACCGUUGCCACCCAAGCCUCCUCCAGUGGAGAAGCCACCAAACCCACCUGCCACUAAACCCAAUGAACCAGCUGAAGAUUUACCAAGUACAUCAGCAUAGCAAUAGAUGAAAUAUGAAUUAUGAUUAAAUUAUACCUCAAUAAUCUUAUUAGCUGAAUUGGCUGCAAGGAGAUUCAUAGUGUUGCUGACCUACUACUAUUGAUUGAUAUAGUCUUGGGGCUGUUUUGGUGAAGAAGCAUUUUUUGUUGCUUCUGUAUUUUGUCCCCUUGUCGCCAUAGUUAACCUUCAAAUCAACUUCUAAUUUCCUGGAUCUCUACUAACUAAGAUGUAAAUGCAAAUAUACGAUGUAUCCUUCCAAUUUAUGAUGACACAUGGGAGCUUGUAGA
Durio zibethinus is the source of this 854-nucleotide messenger RNA. RefSeq lists its product as uncharacterized. The record is from RefSeq and is a predicted model, not a curated record. Lineage: Eukaryota; Viridiplantae; Streptophyta; Magnoliopsida; Malvales; Malvaceae.